Molecule: messenger RNA, 985 nt
Organism: Rubroshorea leprosula
Lineage: Eukaryota; Viridiplantae; Streptophyta; Magnoliopsida; Malvales; Dipterocarpaceae
Source: the annotation of a GenBank genome assembly
AACAAAAACAGAUCACGAGUCACUCCACGACAGAGACCCAUUUGCCUCCGCCGUGCCUUUUUCUCCCAACACUCACUGCAUCUUUUCCCUAUAAAACAAUCAGAGCCUUUAUAGCAAAACCAAGCUUCGGAAAAAUUCAGUGCUAAAAAUUUUUCUCUCCAUUUUUCUUUCCCAAACAAUGAUCACCUAUCAUCAGUCAUUGAUUUUAGUCGUUUUCCUCGCCUUGAGCUUCUCUUCCAUUGCCGUCCAUGCCCUCAACGUCGGCCCCCAGAAAGCAGAUUCUCCAAUCACUGUGAGUAAAGAUUGCAGUAGAAAAUGUGAAUCAGAGUUUUGCACAGUUCCUCCACUUUUGAGAUACGGAAAGUAUUGUGGGCUGUUGUACAGCGGAUGCCCAGGGGAGGCACCUUGCGAUGGACUAGAUGCAUGUUGUAUGAAGCAUGAUGACUGUGUUCAAUUCAAGAACAAUGAUUAUCUUAGCCAAGAGUGUAGCCAGAACCUCUUAAAAUGUAUGGAUAAUUUCCAAAAAUCGGGGGCUCCGACCUUUCCCGGGAACAAAUGCGACCCGGCUGAAGUUGUUAAUGAAAUUUCAGUAGUGAUAGAAGCUGCCCUGGUUGCUGGAAGAUAUCUGCAUAGGCCAUAGACUUCAAAGGAGAAGAGAUGAGUGAAUCUCAUUUCUGGUUGAUUCUUUUCUUCUUCCCUAUAGUUAUUUCCUUGACAAUAUUAUUUUUAUGUUAUGAACUCUCCAAUUCAAUUAUUCCUAUCAUGUUUAUAAUUAAUAACUAGAAAAUAAAAUUGAAGACCCUCAACUGUUGGAGAUAAAAAUGGAAAGGUGAAAUAGAUGUUGUCCUUUUUAGUUGAUCAGAUAGUGUAAUCGAUUGUAUCUUUAGUUGUUAUUUGCAACUCAAAUGACUUGUGUACUACAUGUUUUAGAACAUUGAAUUCAUAUUCUUUCUUCUGCUCUAAAAAAUAAAUAUUCAUCUGAUUU